This is a messenger RNA of Astrephomene gubernaculifera, 973 nucleotides long. The record is from the annotation of a GenBank genome assembly. NCBI's taxonomy places the organism in Eukaryota, Viridiplantae, Chlorophyta, Chlorophyceae, Chlamydomonadales, Astrephomenaceae.
CGAAAGGCGACUAAUUUUCUAUAUCCCUCUUCGCUCUUCAGACCAGCGUACGAAUUUAGGCUUGCAGUAACAUCACUGAGCUUUCUUCGAGACGACCGACCCAGGAAACAUGGAUCGCAUUCGCCUCACAAUCGCUCUGGUGGCGGUUCUCUGCUUUGGGACCGUCCAAGCUCGGUCCCUUAUGGGCAAGUCCAGUCCACCUCCAAGCUUGCCCUUCCCCGCUCUGACGAACUGCCAACAAAAGGCCGACUCAACGCCAUUUCGCGUCAGCAUGACCGUCACCAAGGCCAUCCCGGCGCAAACCUUCUGCUUUAACAUCACCACCGCGACUCCCAACAACACUGCGACGUCUUGCGGCAAGGCCACCAAGCUGGAGCGUGUCCAGUUCUGGGCGGCCUACGCGAACCGUACCGGCAUCACCACCAUUACCGUGCGGGACACCAAGGGAGCGCAAAAAACCGUGUCGGGUGCUUGGAUCAAGAGCGGCAACACCUACAACGAUGAGCUCGUGAUUGCCAACCUGGGCUGGACUGCUGGCUACAUUGCGACGGCCUCUCCGCGCAUUUGCCUCACCCUGCACGCCGACCUGCCUCUGGACACGCUGUGCCUGGGCCCUGCGGGUCGCUGCACCAUUGGCCUCUACAGCACUGGCGCCAGCAGCGCAAAGUGCUGCCCCGUUUACACGGUGCCCCUGUCGGCGUAAGCGAUGGACAACAAGUUGACCAACUCCGGCCUGGAGCCUUUGUUUGUGAUGAUAUAAAUUGGCGAAUGGUCGAUAGCGAUACCUAGAAUAUGAGUAGUUGUGAUAAGACGGCUGGGCGGAGUUAAGUCCAGCAUAGCAUGGCGUGCGUGCUGCGGUCGGGUUGCCAGGAUGCCAGCGUCGAGGAACGAUACUAGUGCAAUUAGCAGGUGGUUACUUAAUUAAGUAAGCUAGGUGCAUGAUAAGCCCAAUAGUGCAGAAGGUGCCGUGACG